AUGCUAAAAUCUCGAAACCCUAAUUAUUCUAAGAUUCUAAUUUGUGAAGUUUGUGAGGUUUUAGGGAUGGGUUACAAUUUCUACAUGAGAGUGUAUGAGGUUGUUGAUGAUGCUUCAACGGAUGCAAUCAUAUCGUGGAGCGAAAGCAACAACAGUUUCAUUAUCUGGAAUGUUGGAGAGUUUUACAGAAGGAUUCUGCCUAAAUAUGUAGACUUGGGCACAAACCUCUCACGGUUUUUCUCCAACCUUCGUUCUCAUGGGUUCAAAAUAGUUAAAGGAAGAACUGGAGUAUUGGAAUUUGGACAUGAAGAUUUUAUCAGAGAUAAACUGGAGCUUAUGAAGAAGAUGGUUAGCGAUAAACGUAAAGCAAGGAAAGCUGCUAAAUCCAAAGCAAGGAAAGCUAGAGUUCAAGUCGAGUUUCUCUUCCAACACUUGCAAAUUUGAUCGUCCAUUAAAUCAGUCUUCUUUAUUAUGUAUAUUCGUCUCCAAGUAGAUUCAAGUCUAAGAACUUUUCAAUAGUAUGUUUCUCUCUUUAUAGGAACCCUCUUUAUAUGCCUAGUCUUUGAUUCUUCUCUUAUGAUGGUGGCUUCUCUUCUUUAUUGUCUUAUAUUAUGAUUCAUAACAACAUCACAUAGAAACUUCCUAAAACCUCUUAACAGAAA
Molecule: messenger RNA, 662 nt
Organism: Arabidopsis thaliana (thale cress)
Lineage: Eukaryota; Viridiplantae; Streptophyta; Magnoliopsida; Brassicales; Brassicaceae
Product: Winged helix-turn-helix transcription repressor DNA-binding protein
Exons: 1
Coding region: 1-444 (147 amino acids)
Biological process (GO): regulation of DNA-templated transcription
Molecular function (GO): sequence-specific DNA binding; DNA-binding transcription factor activity
Source: RefSeq, marked reviewed